AUGCUAAUCCAUUACACUGCAACACUAGAUGAUGCAGCAGCCCUUGCCUUGAAAGUAGAUCAAUCCUUGAUAUACAACUACAUAGCACUGAUGAGGCUUGGAUUCUUUGAUGGUGACCCUAAAUUGCUCCAGUUUGGAAAACUUGGUCCCUCUGAUGUGUGGAGCAACGAUCACAAGAAUUUGGCACUUGAUACUGCUAAGCAUAGCAUAAACUUGGCUAUUGUUGGACCUAAUGCAUAUGCCACAGAAGUUUUGAUAAGCAACUAUCAUGGCAUACCAUGUAGCUAUACAAGCACUUUUCAAGGGCUACAGAAGUAUGUCUCCACUGUGAAAUAUGAGCCUGGGUGUAACGGUGGGAAAUGUGAUGAUGAGAGCCUUGUUGGGGCAGCGGCUACCAGGGUUUUAAGAAAAGCUUGUAAACCAAAUGGUCCAAUUGAUGUUUCUUUUGCCAAACAUGUGAGAAAAAUAGGAGGGAUAAUUUGGGUAGGAUAUCCAGGUCAAGCUGAAGGAGAUGCCAUAGCUCAAGUCAUAUUUGGAGGCUACAAUCCAGCACCUUCCACUGCGCUCAUCCACUCAACUCCCAUUUCCAGCCCACAUGCUAACCUUCUUGUUUCCCACUCCACCGCUCAACCGGUUUUGGAUCCUGCUUCUAGAGGCCUUUUUAUUGACAUAUCAAGGGUGCAGUGCCAGAAACUAAACUUUGAUCUAGUUGUUGGGGGUGAAGAACAACGGGCCGAGGGACAGAGGCCACGUGGUCUAGUGUUCUGGAAACCGACAAACUCAGGAAGGUUGGUUGGAGCACCAAACUUGCAGCUGUUGGAUUUUCACAUGGUGGAGUUGAAGAACAGGUAG
Messenger RNA from Prunus armeniaca (apricot), 852 nucleotides. NCBI's taxonomy places the organism in Eukaryota, Viridiplantae, Streptophyta, Magnoliopsida, Rosales, Rosaceae. The record is from the annotation of a GenBank genome assembly.